AUGAACAUCGCCCAGUGCCUCACAUCGACUAGUCCUAUAGAAAACCUGACGCUGGCGUCCCUGCACUUCAGAUACAGCCCUAUUCUAUCCUCUCCUUCACGAUCCCCUGGAAAUCGCCCCUGGGCAUUCUCCCAUUCUUUUACGGAAAAUCGCGUCGAGGAGGAUGAUUUUCAAUCAAACGCGGCCGUCGGUGCUACUCGCUGGAAUACAAAAGACUCUGGUUUUCCUCUAACUGGCCUUGGCAUUCGUUACCUUGAUUCUACCGUCCGAUCCGAAGGCAAAAUUCUUUCAAAAUCUCCUCGUGAAGAAGUGUUAGGGCCCUUCAACUACAAUCGACGUCAUCGAGGAACUCCUCGACUGGAUUCGUGUUAUACCACGGUAGAAGAUGAUCAGAAAAAACUAUCGGAACGAGCUCUUCUGGAGGAGGAUCCCGCCCAACUGUCACCAUGGACAUUUUCUUCAAUGCUGAAGGCAACUGAAUUCACUGUGGAAGACCCCGUGUAUGAGUUAUCUACUUCAUUGCUGACAGAAAACAUCGAACGCAGCCCGAUUUCCAACAUUGUAGACACCGGGGAAUGUUCUCUUGAGAAGCUUUCCCUUGUUUCUGGUCUGUCAGUCGAACUUUUGGCGGCUCAAAUAUCAGCAACUGCCGAAUACACUCUUCAACGUCUGGCGGUUAAAGAACGAACCACGCUACCCACACUUAAUCUUGACGUUGGGGAAACAAGCUCAGCAACGUUCGGUAUGCGCAACUUUUUCAAAGCUAUGCCUCCUUGCAUCGGCAUCAACCCCUCAGAAAUCAUGCCGCCGCCUUCACAUUUCACACACCCUUCAUCAAUAUCCAAUUCAUCCUGCUCAGAAAACUUGGAUGUCCCGCCGUCCUUCCAUAAUCAAGAUCUGCUGACGUAUCCUGACGCGGCCCCACGCUCUGAGGAUGCUCUUAUCGAAUCAGAGCUAACGCCUACAGAGGAACUUUACCAGCUGGAACUUCCAGAGGGCGAAGCCGAAGCGUUGUACGAAUUAUCCAGCGCGUCGGACUAUUCUCCAAUUUCUGACUUCUCUUCUCGGCCCUCUGCGCGUAUGCUACGAGGAAAAAAACGCAAGCUAUCAAAAAAGAGAACAGACAUCCCUCAAUUAUGUCCUACUUUUCAACACGACCUCCAGAUUGAUGAGCAAGGUUUUCCACCUAUUAAUUUUGGAACGCCUGUCUUUGAUGCUCAUCGAGGAAUUCACCUUGCUGAUCUCAAAGCUCGGGCUGAACGAUAUAGAUUGCGCAACCAAGGACGCGAUUAUGACAAGAAGUGGCUCAUGUCGUUUGCGGGCAAGUUGACAUCAAGAGGAGCGCUUAUUGAAGAAUUCCGGUGCUAUGUGAUGGACUGCCAACAGCACAACAAAAGGCGAGAUCAUAUACUGAUUCACGUUGGUGGCCACCUUGAUCAGAGGCCGUUCAAAUGUCUGCAUUGUGACGCCCGCUUUUUGCGUAGAAACGAGUGCAAACGUCACGAGUUGAGCCAUACUGGCGACCGUCCUUACUCUUGUGACUUGUGCCCCAAUCCUACUACCUUUGUCCGGCGAGACCUUCUAAAGCGGCACUUGAAGCGAACACACCAUAUUGGGAAGGAAGAGGACUGCAGUUUGCGUAAAAAGAAAGCGAGGCGAUCCUAG
Messenger RNA from Laccaria bicolor S238N-H82, 1665 nucleotides. RefSeq lists its product as uncharacterized. The transcript is spliced from 2 exons. NCBI's taxonomy places the organism in Eukaryota, Fungi, Basidiomycota, Agaricomycetes, Agaricales, Hydnangiaceae. The coding region runs from base 1 to 1665 and encodes 554 amino acids. The record is from RefSeq and is a predicted model, not a curated record. Gene Ontology annotation, molecular function: DNA-binding transcription factor activity; RNA polymerase II cis-regulatory region sequence-specific DNA binding. Gene Ontology annotation, biological process: regulation of transcription by RNA polymerase II.